AAUGUUUUGCUUCAAAUGUUACAUGCUAUAAAUUGCAGGUACUAUACCGAUCCAUCUGGCACAUUCUGGCAAUGCAAUGCAAAAGCAAUAGGAUCUGGAUCCGAAGGAGCUGAUAGUUCUCUUCAAGAGCAAUACAACAAGGACCUGUCCCUUCUGGAAGCUGAAACUAUAGCUCUUUCCAUCCUGAAACAAGUCAUGGAAGAAAAGGUAACCCCUAAUAAUGUUGACAUUGCAAAGGUGGCUCCUACUUACCAUCUAUAUACACCUGCCGAGGUUAAAGAUGUCAUUUCUCGCCUUUGAUCGGCAAGGCCAUUUAUCUUGUUAUCUGCGUUUCUUCGUACUUCAUACUACUUGCUAGAUUGCUGUUUAAUUGUG
Messenger RNA from Zingiber officinale, 375 nucleotides. Its product is annotated as proteasome subunit alpha type-5-like. Gene Ontology annotation, cellular component: nucleus; proteasome core complex, alpha-subunit complex; proteasome core complex. Lineage: Eukaryota; Viridiplantae; Streptophyta; Magnoliopsida; Zingiberales; Zingiberaceae. The transcript has 3 exons. The coding region runs from base 16 to 300 and encodes 94 amino acids. The record is from RefSeq and is a predicted model, not a curated record.